This is a messenger RNA of Engraulis encrasicolus (European anchovy), 3702 nucleotides long. RefSeq names its product transmembrane serine protease 15 (gene tmprss15). Gene Ontology annotation, molecular function: serine-type endopeptidase activity; protein binding. The record is from RefSeq and is a predicted model, not a curated record. Bases 1 to 3702 code for a protein of 1233 amino acids. Gene Ontology annotation, cellular component: membrane. Lineage: Eukaryota; Metazoa; Chordata; Actinopteri; Clupeiformes; Engraulidae. The transcript has 21 exons. Gene Ontology annotation, biological process: proteolysis.
AUGUCGCGGUGCGGGGGUCGUCUCUCCUCGCUGGAGGUGCUGCUGUGUGUGCUCGUGGUCGUCCUCUUCGCCGCCGCCGUGGCUCUCAUCGUGGUGUCAUGGAUGGCCCUCAACGCAGACGAUUUGUUUUCCACCUCUAUCCACUUGUCUUCCUCAGAGCAAGGUGAUGAGACGACGAGGACGGAGCUGACGGGGACUCUGAGGAUCACUAGAGGGGUCGACUUCACUCCGGACCUGCUCAACAGCAGCAGUCUGCAGUACAAAGCUCUGGCCUUCGACACCGAGACCAUGAUAUCAGAAGCCUACAGCCACACCGCUCUCAAAGACCAAUACAUGGAGUGUGAAAUCUUCAACUUCAGGCCGGGCAGUGUGGUGGUGACGUUUGGCCUGUCCCUGCAGGGGGUGGUGGAGUCCAGGGAGGCCCAGGAGCAGCUGGUGACGGGCCUGCAGAGUGGGGCAGCGCCCUCUGGGGGUCUGGUGGUAGACACUACCUCUGUCUCCGUCUCAGCCAUCAGCACCACAAAACCAGCCUCCAACCAAACCACUACCCCAGCCAUAAGCACAACUACUCCAUCCUCCAACACAUCUGUUGGCACCACCACCACCACCACCACCACCACAGCAUCCCCAGGGCCCUGCCCAGAGGGGCAGCGUGUGUGUGGGGAUGGCAGGACGUGUGUGGCCCUGUCUCAGUGGUGUGACGGACUGAACGACUGCCCUGAUGUGUCAGACGAAGACGCAAAGCUGUGCGCAACCCCGUGUGAUGGGCAGUUCGUCCUCCUGGGUCCAGCAGGCUCCUUCCACUCCGAGAACUUCCCCCUGCACUACGAGAACCAGAGAGUGUGCCGCUGGAUCAUACGAGUGCAAAAGGGUCUAUCUAUCAGGGUGGACUUCCAGUCGUUUGACACUGAGCACCAGACAGACAUUCUGAGCCUUUAUGAAGGAGUGGGACCCGAGAGAGUCUUAUCGUCCUCCCUGUCAGGUUCCACUCCUCCUGGUGUUCUGUGGUUGCUAGGAGACGAGGCCACGGUGGUCUUCUCCACUGACUACUACAACACCUUCCCCGGCUUCAACGCCACAUACUCCGCCCACAACCUCAGCACUCUCUCCAAUGAGCAGAAGAUCCAGUGCAGCUUCGAGGAGGGCAUGUGCUUCUGGAGGCAGGAUGCUGAGGACGAUGAUGAUUGGCUGAGAGCUCGAGGGCCCAUGCUGCCCCCCACCACCGGACCCAGCGGAGACCACACCCUGGGCAAUGCAUCAGGUUUCUACAUAGUGACUCCAGGAGGUUUCGGGAACUUUGAGAAGAGUUUCAGACUCCACAGCCUUCCUCUGGCGCCCUCCACUGGCCCAAUGUGCCUCAGCUUCUGGUAUCACAUGUAUGGGUCUGAGAUAAGCAGCCUGAGAGUUUGGAUGAAGACGAAAGACACCUCCUCUCAGCUGUUCCUUAAGGAGAAUAACUACGGAGAUCACUGGAACUACGGCCAAGUCACACUCAACACCACUGCAGACAUUACAGUUGUGUUUGAGGCGAGGAAGAGGAACAUGAGAGGAAAUGACGUGGCCCUGGAUGACAUCAGCAUGAGUGACGGAGAGUGUGAAGGAGGACCUCCUGACCCCACCCCCGUACCACCGCCAACCACACCCCCACCCAUACCAGCUGACUGCGGGGGCCCGUUUGAGCUGUGGGAGCCCAACACCACACUCAGCUCCCCCAACUACCCCAGCGGAUACGGCAACAAGCACACCUGUGUGUGGAACCUGCACGCACACGCAGGCCGCAACAUCCAGCUGCACUUCCUGGACUUCGCCCUUGAGAUGGCCUACGACAUCUUGGAGGUCAGAGACGGGCCGGAGCCUGGCGGCAAACUCCUGGGUGUGUUCACUGGAGAGCGGAGCUUUCCUGACGUCUUCUCAACAACCAAUCAGAUGACGCUGCUGUUGUUCACCGACAGCUCAGGGAACGACAGAGGCUUCAAGGCCAACUUCAGCACAGGCAUUGGACUGGGCCAACCUGAGCCGUGUCCAGCCGGAGACUUCCAGUGUGCCUCUGGUGUGUGUGUGUCCAACAGCAGUGUGUGUGAUGGGGUGCCCAACUGCCCCGACGCCUCCGACGAAGCACAGUGUGUGCACCUGCUGGCCGUCAACAGUACAGGAGAGGCCAGACUGGAGCUCCAGGUCACCAGCAGCCGCUACGCUCCCUGUGCUCACAACUGGACCAUGCACUUGUCUCAGUACUUCUGCAGAUACCUUGGCUACAGGUCAGGAGAAGGCCUUCCCGUCUCCGCCAGAGAGGACUCUCUCUUCAUCUCUGUCUCUCUCAGGACCAAUGGCAGCCUACAACUUGAGUCCAGAGAGAUGGAUGAGAGGACGGAGGGAGAGGACGACAGGGUGGUGGGUGGCGAGGAUGCGAAGGAAGGGGCGUGGCCAUGGGUGGUGUCCCUCAGCUGGUUGGGCCGUCACGUGUGCGGGGCCUCCUUGAUUGACAAGCAGUGGCUCGUCACAGCGGCACACUGCGUCAUUGGGAAGAACGUCCACCUGUCCAACUGGCGGGCCGUGUUGGGUCUGCACUCGCAGUUCAGUUCUGACCCGCAGAACAAGCAGACCCUGGAGGUGGACCAGAUCACCAUGCACCCCGACUACAACCGCCGCACCAAGCAGGCCGACAUCGCACUCAUGCACCUGGCAACACCUGCCAACUACACAGGUGGGUCUACAACCGCCGCACCAAGCAGGCCGACAUCGCACUCAUGCACCUGGCAACACCUGCCAACUACACAGGUGGGUCUACAACCGCCGCACCAAGCAGGCCGACAUCGCACUCAUGCACCUGGCAACACCUGCCAACUACACAGGUGGGUCUACAACCGCCGCACCAAGCAGGCCGACAUCGCACUCAUGCACCUGGCAACACCUGCCAACUACACAGGUGGGUCUACAACCGCCGCACCAAGCAGGCCGACAUCGCACUCAUGCACCUGGCAACACCUGCCAACUACACAGGUGGGUCUACAACCGGCGCACCAAGCAGGCCGACAUCGCACUCAUGCACCUGGCAACACCUGCCAACUACACAGGUGGGUCUACAACCGCCGCACCAAGCAGGCCGACAUCGCACUCAUGCACCUGGCAACACCUGCCAACUACACAGGUGGGUCUACAACCGCCGCACCAAGCAGGCCGACAUCGCACUCAUGCACCUGGCAACACCUGCCAACUACACAGGUGGGUCUACAACCGCCGCACCAAGCAGGCCGACAUCGCACUCAUGCACCUGGCAACACCUGCCAACUACACAGGUGGGUCUACAACCGCCGCACCAAGCAGGCCGACAUCGCACUCAUGCACCUGGCAACACCUGCCAACUACACAGGUGGGUCUACAACCGCCGCACCAAGCAGGCCGACAUCGCACUCAUGCACCUGGCAACACCUGCCAACUACACAGGUGGGUCUACAACCGCCGCACCAAGCAGGCCGACAUCGCACUCAUGCACCUGGCAACACCUGCCAACUACACAGGUGGGUCUACAACCGGCGCACCAAGCAGGCCGACAUCGCACUCAUGCACCUGGCAACACCUGCCAACUACACAGAUUACGUGCAGCCUGUGUGUCUACCUCACGAACAGCAGCACUUCCAGGCGGGCAGGAAGUGUGUCAUCGCCGGCUGGGGACGAGUGGAGGAGGGAGGUGAGCUGGGCUGA